GCAGAAGCACUUCCCCACACGCAAGCUUUCCCCAGACUCCCCCAAGAUGCAUAUCGCCGCGGCAGGAAGCUGGACUUUCCCAGCCCAUGUCUCAUACGUAUCAUUCCUGAUGUACACAGAUGCUGAGACGCCCUGAAGCCUCCCAACAUGUCCGACCAAGCUAGACAACGUAUCGAGGCGCUCGGAAAGCAGCUCGCGCCCGUGAGGAAGGUAGCCGGCGCAUCAAGUGGGCCGCGCCUCCAGGGCAAAGUGGCCAUCGUGACCGGAACAAACUCAGUACUGGGGAUCGGACGAGCGACGUGCCACCAAUACGCCGAAAACGGGGCCAAGGCCAUAUACUUGUGUGAUUUCGACGAUUCCAACUUAGAGUCGCACAAGCGCGAGAUCAAUGCUACGUAUCCCACUGUCGAGGUGCACAUACGCCGGUUUGACGCGGCAAGUGAGGACGCCGUCAAGGACGUGGUUGAGCAUGCAAUCCAGACGUAUGGGAGGCUGGAUGUCUUCUUCGCCAAUGCUGGCAUUAUUGGCCAACCAAUACAUUUCAAAGAUGUCGAAAAGAGUGACUUCAUGAAAGUGAUGGAGACAAAUGCUGCCAGUGUAUGGUUAGCUGCAAAAUACGCAGCACCGGCAAUGAUGAAGACUUCGAGUGACAAGCCAGCGCCUUGGGGAAGCAUCAUCGGCACUGCUUCCGUGGCAGGUAUCCGCUCCAAUGCGGGUCCUACUGCCUACUCUGCAGCAAAGGCGGCUGUUGUGUCGAUUGCCCAGACUUGUGCCUAUCAACUUGCUGGUACUAACAUUCGUGUAAAUGCGAUAUGCCCGGGCUUGAUCGAGACUGGCAUGACGGCGCCAACAUUCGAGACAGCCAGAGCUCGUGGUACCGAGAAGAAGAUUGGCCAGCUGAAUCCUCUGAGAAGGGGCGGCAACGCUGACGAGAUUGCGCGUGUUGCUCUCUUCCUGUCAAGCGAUGAGUCAAGCUACGUGAACGGACAAGCGUGGGCUGUAGAUGGUGGGUUAAGUGCGGGACACCCCUUCGUCCCCGGUAAACUCGCAUAAGUGCCGUUCUGAUGCCAUGCCCUUUUGUGGCUCACCCAUCCGUCGUUGCCGGCGCACCUUCCUAUAGGUGAGGAUGACUACAAAUAAUCGUGGACAUAGUUCUCGGCAUGAAGAAUGGUCCCAGAGGCGACGCGCCCUAGUAGGCUGUCAUUUUCGGCGCUACAUGCCUGUACGCUGAAUGGAAAUUUAUCUGUCCUCCACAACCGAACCCCACGCUUUGUUGGUACUUUGAUCAUCAAUUUCCGGUGGAGUUUCUUAGCUGAUUCCCCAAGAAUCCAUCCCCAUUCCAGAGAAAA
This is a messenger RNA of Truncatella angustata, 1349 nucleotides long. Its product is annotated as short-chain dehydrogenase. The record is from RefSeq and is a predicted model, not a curated record. The transcript is spliced from 4 exons. The coding region runs from base 148 to 1053 and encodes 301 amino acids. Lineage: Eukaryota; Fungi; Ascomycota; Sordariomycetes; Amphisphaeriales; Sporocadaceae.